AUGAAUGGAAGUUUGAGCAAAUAUACAAUCAUAAAGAUUGCUCAAACCUAUAUAACGUAUGAUAGAAAGCGUAUAAAGUGGUCUGGAAGCUUUGACAUGCUGCAAAGUUUCGUUGAAUGUGGUCUUAAAUUACAUGGCAAUUGGUCGUCGCCGGGUGGUAAUGCAAAAAAGUUUACGUGCCUCAAUUCGGACUUAACUAUUACUUGGUAUGCCAGAAAACAAAAUACACUUGUGCUUCACGGCGAUGCAAGUUUGGCUCUAGCAAAUACGUUGAUUACAGUGUGUGGGGCACCAACUACAUCAAAUGAGUUUACGGCGAAACCGAAUGCAGUUGAGGAUGGCGAAUUAUCGGAUAAUAUUUGUAUGCCGACAAUAUGUAGUGUCAUAGAGCAAAGGCAUAACAACAAUACUAACGCGGUUACUGCUGACUCGAUUGUUGAUAUGACUACAGAAAUACCUAAUCAGUCUUUCAAGAGUGAUGUACAUUCAGAAAAGCUUAAGGUCAGAUCAAAUUCACUCCCUUGUAAUGUAGUGCAUGAUUUCGAGCACGGUUGUCAAUGUAGGCUGCUGGCAGCAGACCUUGAAGAGGUUAAGUUUGAUAUGGUGAUAUAA
This is a messenger RNA of Paramuricea clavata, 612 nucleotides long. NCBI's taxonomy places the organism in Eukaryota, Metazoa, Cnidaria, Anthozoa, Malacalcyonacea, Plexauridae. The record is from the annotation of a GenBank genome assembly.